Nymphaea colorata (pocket water lily) is the source of this 2393-nucleotide messenger RNA. RefSeq names its product heat stress transcription factor A-1-like. Gene Ontology annotation, cellular component: nucleus. The record is from RefSeq and is a predicted model, not a curated record. Gene Ontology annotation, biological process: regulation of transcription by RNA polymerase II. The coding region runs from base 379 to 1815 and encodes 478 amino acids. The transcript has 3 exons. NCBI's taxonomy places the organism in Eukaryota, Viridiplantae, Streptophyta, Magnoliopsida, Nymphaeales, Nymphaeaceae. Gene Ontology annotation, molecular function: DNA-binding transcription factor activity; RNA polymerase II cis-regulatory region sequence-specific DNA binding.
CUCUUUCAGAGAAAUCCUCCUGUUUGGUUCUUGAUUGCGUUUUUAUCUUUUUGGCCUUACUGCAUUUGUAUUGGCCUCGUAAUCGGUGGAUGGUUCAAUGUCACUUAUGGAAUCGUUGCCUUUCGCGCGUUUCCCCCCCUUUCCUUUUCUAAAUUAGUGAAGGGUGGCGCUGAGAAAUCUUAUUCUUCAGCCUCGUUCUCCUGGAUCUUUUCCGGGAUUUUGUGGGAGUCCUGGACCUAAAUGGAGGAGUAAAUGGUGACCAUUUCCUCUGUGAAUUGGAGAUUCAUAAAACCAAGCGUGUGACGGCAUGAAUCAGGCUGGGAGCUGGGUCGACUUUCUUUAUUAGUUGCAUACAAAUAGAGGUGACGGCGAUCGAUCAUGGAGGCAGUGGUCGGAGGCAAUAAUUCUCUUCCUCCUUUCCUCAGCAAGAGCUAUGAUAUGGUUGAUGACCCUUCCACGGAUUCAAUUGUCUCGUGGAGCUCAACUAACAACAGCUUCAUUGUUUGGGAUCCCCCUGCAUUUUCCCACGUUUUGUUGCCCAAGUAUUUCAAACACAAGAAUUUUUCAAGCUUUGUAAGGCAGCUCAAUACAUAUGGCUUUCGGAAAAUUGAUCCUGAUCGCUGGGAAUUUGCAAAUGAAGGUUUCAUCAAGGGACAAAAGCAUUUGUUGAAGAGCAUCAAUCGGAAGCGAUCAAGUCAUGCCCCAGGACACAAUCAGCAGGCACAACAGUCUCAAGUGCAAAACCAAUCUGUUGGAGAAUGCAUGGAGGUCGGAAAGUUAGGAUUGGAAGAAGAAAUCGAGAGCUUGAAGAGGGACAAAGACACACUCAUGCAGGAGAUGGUAAGGAUGCGGCAGCAGCAGCAAAGUACUGAGAAUAAAUUGGAGAAUGUGGGUAAGCGUCUUCAGGGAAUGGAACAACGACAACAACAAAUGCUUUCUUUUCUGGCAAUGGCUAUACAAUCCCCUGGGUUUCUGGCGCAGUUGAUGCAUCAGAAUGAUAACAACAACCAUAUAUCUGAAUUGAACAAAAAACGCAGGUUUCCUAAGCAGGGCAAUCACAUAGAAUCUGAGCAUGCCCAGUCUGAUGGACAGAUAGUUAAGUACCAGCUGCCUAUGAAUGAGGCAGCAAGAAGUUUGCUUAGGCAGAUAUUAAAUAUUGAUGCAUCUCCAAAACUGGACAUUUCAUCUCCUCAUGGUGUUGACAACAUAUUUUUUAAUCUUGAGGCAGUGGAUAGUGGAGUUGCCCCUGCAUCUGGAGCAUCUACCCUUAUGAAAGUCCAUGUAGCUUCAGGAUCUUCCUGCUUACCUGUUAUGUCGGGAUCAAAUGGAUCACUGGACAUGGUUCCACUAUGUGAAACUUCAAACACCAGUAGUCUUUCGAACUUUUCUGAGCGUGUUUACCCUUUUCAGGAUGGUUUAGCUCCCAAGGUUGCUCAAUCUAGGGAAUUGACGAUAGAGAACAGCACACCAAUUGAGCCUGCUAAUGACAGCCAUCCAGGGUUGGCAACAGGAAUGGAAUUUGCAGAUUCUGUUUCACUUGAAUUCAGCCCAUCCAUGCCUAUGGAAGAAGAAAGAAAUGAUUCAGUAAUUAAUGAUAUGCUUAAUUUGCCAAGCAUCAAUGAUCCGUUCUGGGAACAAUUUCUUGUUGCAAGUCCUCCAUCAGAUGAUGUUGAAGAGACACAAAAAGGGAACACAGAGAUUGAGAAUCGGAAGGAUUUCACAAUGCCCAUUCAAGAACCCGGAUUAUAUGCUGACAAGAAAUUAGAAAAUCUCACGAAACAGAUGGCGCUUCUAGCGUCUCAAGGGAAAGGAUAAACUUGGACUUGUCCACUGGGUUCAAAUAGUUCAAUUUUUUGGCGAUUUUGGUCUCACUAAUAUAUACAUGCAUUCGUAGUACCUAAGUCACACAUUACCAUUUGUUGGCUUCACAUGGAUGACGCUUAAUGACAUAUACUGCAUUUUGGGUUUGCCUUAUGUAAGCGCUGUUUGGCCAUUGCUGUGGUGGUUGUCUAAUGAAGUAGAAAUAGCACAUCAAUAUAAACAGUAACUGAAGCCAUAAUGGGGAAAGGGUGGAAAAUUUCGUCUGGUGAUUCUAAUGGUCUUUGAUGCUUGAUGCUGACUUUUGAUUUUCAGAUCCUCUAGGGUAGCAUUUCAACUAACAAAAUUGGUAUUAUUGCUGUUGAUGAGCCUUUUGUAUACUAAAUAAGAAUAAUGUGAAAUGAGCUCUUCAGUGGCUGGUUAACUAGGUAUUUGUUUUUUGUCAUCUGCAUUCUGUUUCACAGAUGCCAAAGAAUUACUUUCCACAAUGUAAUAUGUGAUGGAUAAAUGCAGUCAGCUGGACGGUUUUCUGUUCCAAAUUCCACGCAUGGCCAUCCGUAGCCUGUCUGUUUUGA